Syzygium oleosum is the source of this 634-nucleotide messenger RNA. RefSeq names its product thioredoxin-like protein CXXS1. NCBI's taxonomy places the organism in Eukaryota, Viridiplantae, Streptophyta, Magnoliopsida, Myrtales, Myrtaceae. The transcript has 3 exons. Bases 63 to 440 code for a protein of 125 amino acids. The record is from RefSeq and is a predicted model, not a curated record.
CAGGGAAGAAGACAUAUGAUCUCUUGAAGGAGGCAGGAGAAGAAAAUCAGAACUAGCAAAGAAUGGAAGGGCAAGAGCAGCAGAACAAGUCCCGGGUCGUGAAAGUCGAGUCGCCCGAGUCGUGGGAUUCCUACUUGGCUCCGGCCAACGCUCAAGCCUGCCCUGUGGUGGUGCACUUCACUGCUGCUUGGUGCAUGCCUUCGGUGGCCAUGAACCCGUUCUUUGAGGAGCUGGCCUCGACGUUCCCAGAUGUUCUGUUCCUCACGGUUGAUGUUGACGAUGUUAAGGAGGUGGCGACUAGAAUGGAGGUAAAAGCCAUGCCGACAUUUUUACUGAUGAAGGACGGAACUCCAGUCGACAAGCUAGUGGGUGCAAAUCCGGAAGAGAUAAGGAAAAGGAUAGAUGGUUUCGUGCAGUCCUUUCGCACAAGCGUUGCCUAGUAACAGCUUCUCGCCCUGACAGGGCGGACACCGUGCAUUUUGGUCUUUGUAAGAUUUGUGGUCUGAGUGCCGUGGUGUUAAUAUUUACGAGCUUGCUGUUUGUAAAUUCGACUUGUGGUAUCAUCGAUCUUGUAAGUGUCAAAUGUUUUAAUGGUGGGUUGCCACAAGUUCAAUGAUCUUCUACCUUCGUCUUU